AUGAUGACAGAUGCGCUGGACCUCAACCACGAAUGGAAAGUCGAGGACCUCGUUCACACCGAUGACGACUUGAACGACACCUUCGCUCCCGAGGGAACCAUAAAUCCGCUGUCAAUCGGCGGCCAAUUCGCCCUCGAAUCCUCCUUCAACUCAACCUUUGAGUUUAACAGCCCCGCGAGUACUCCAAGCCCCUUCGCGACCGGCCCCUCCGAACCACCCCCUCCGUCGCGGCAGUCCCAUGGCGUCGGCGCCGGCCCCUCCACCAAGGCUCCCAAGCAUGGGAAGCAGACUUCGCCAGGCGCGAGGCAUAGCCACGCCAAGGGACACGCUAAGGGCAUUUCGCAAUAUUCCCUGACCCGGUCCAUGAAUGGCCUCAAGACCAAUGGAUCGAGGGAGGUCUCGCCCUCGUCCAACAUGGUCUUCAGCCAAGGCUCGUCGCCCUCGGCCGUGUUCAAUAACUCGCCGUCCCCAACCAUGGACUUUAUGAACACCACCAACAUGGGCAUCGCCAGCGACGGCGCGCUUUUCACCAGCGGUUUCUCUUUUGCUAACGGUCUCCCGGGAACCCCCGGGCAGCAUAAUCCUCCGGCACUGUUUGGCAACCACGGGCUCCCCAUGGGCUUCCCCGGCUUCCCACUGUGCCCCCAGCCGGUCUACAGUGGCGCCACCCCCUGCCGCUUGAUAAUCAACCAAACGCCUCUGAAAUCGCGUGUCGAGACGCAGAUUCCCGUCAAGCUGAAGCUCUCACCGUUGCCGCCUGGGAUCAAGAGGCUUCACCUCCCUCGGCAUACGAUAUCAAAACCCAAGCUCAUCGCCAAGCCCCGCCCGGAUAGAUCCCCGGAUACCCUGGAACUUUCCGUCAUGCUUGUCUGCACCAGCGCCAUGCAGAACGCUGAGCUAUAUCAACGCGCCUGUGCCCGCGCUGCGGCGGCGGCGAUUUCUCCGCGAUCGGCUAACCGUAAGCCGGAGGGUGAGGAGGAUGAGACGAAGCCGCAAGAAGGGGGUGAAGUGCAUAUAUGCACUGGAUGCAUCACGCGUGAGCGGAAGCGCGCGGCCCGGAAAAAGGCCAAGAAGCCCGAGGAGGAGGAGAACUGGACCCGGGACGAGCGCCGCCGUGUGGUUGUGUUCAACACGCACGAGGUCAAGGAGUGGCAGGAUGCCAACGCCGGUGCGCCCAACGGCACGCAGGCGGGGCAUUUCAUCACCGAGGGCGUCAUUGAUGCUCCAAUGCGUAUAGCAUGUUAUUGCCGGCACCAUGGCGAGAAGGGCGGGUUCCGCGUCAUAUUCACCAUCAAGGACCACGCCGACAACAUCAUUGCCCAGCAGCUGUCCGAAUCCAUCAUGAUAACCGACGACCACAAGACCCACACGGGCCCUCCCGCGUCCGCGGCGCCUACCACGACCGCUUCGAGCUCCGAGACAUCGUUGUUGCCGGGAACUGUUGCCCAGUCGCCCGCAGACUCGGCCACGCUAAGCCCCGGGACGAGGCCGUUCCCCGCCCCGCACCAGUCCGACCCUACCCUCAAGCGUACCGUCUCGGUCACGUUUCCCUCAUCGAUCCCCCCCAACGCCGCCCAGGCCUCCUCGGCCUCCGCCUCUCAUGCCGCCCGCAACCUUUCGAGACCCGUCUCACCAAAUGGCCACUCGGGACCAAGCGCCAAAAAGCGCAAGUCCAGCGGCGGCAUGACCAAGGUGCCGUCGGGGCUCGCAAUGACCAGGCUCGAGACGGCGCAGUCGCCAUCGGCAGCGAAACCUACUGGCCCUCCCAGCCAGCUGAACUCGGCCUUAUCCACAGCUACUUCCCCCUUCACGCCGAACAUGACGUCCUUCCCAGUUUCAGCGGACUCGCUGUUUGGGCAGACCCCUGGCGGCGCACCACAGGGCUUCAACCCCGGGCCCCUAACACCUAACAGCAACGAGCAAGCGCUGUUCGGGACAGCCAACGGCAGCACCCGAGCCGCAAGCGUGGACAACAACUUGGCAAUGACCCAGUUGUAUUCGGCCCCUGCCUCGGCGCAUCCCAGCCGUGCCCCUAGCCCGAACAACCUCAGGAAUAGCGUAACUGCGAUGCAACAACAGCAACAGCAACAGCAACAGCAACAGGCACAUCUGGAACGGGCAGCCCUCGCGAACGGCCUCUACUCACUACCACUUCAGAUGGCACAACCCCGAGCACCCCUGUCGGUCAUCCACAAGAUCAUUCCGAACGAGGGACCCAAGUCAGGCGGCAUCGAAGUCACCAUUUUGGGUGGUGGGUUUUUCCAAGGCCUGGAGGUCAUGUUCGGCGACCAGAAGGCGACGACUACCACGUUCUGGGGCGAGAGCUCGCUGGUCUGCUUGCUGCCGCCGUCUCCUAUAUCCGGUGCUGUGCUGGUGACGUUCAAGCAGAAUGGCCAGCCAGCGGCGCAGGCAUUCACGUCUGCCAAUAAGCAGCAGCCCGUGUUUAAGUAUGUGGAUGACGAUGAGCAGCAGCUGAUGCGCACCGCGCUUUCGGUGCUCGGCCACAAGAUGACUGGCAAGAUAGAGGACGUGCGAGACGUGGCGAGGCGUAUAAUCGGAGGCGGCGACAACCCUAGCUGGGGCUCAUCGUCCGGCGGCAGCCAGGGACCUGUCGGCGGCGGUGGAUUCAACGGCUUCUCAUUCAACGGCGCCACCUUGGAGUCGCAACUCCUCAAGGUCCUGGAUCUGAUCGACCUGGACGACAGCACCCACAAGGCGCGGCUGAACCUGCAGAGGCGCACAGGCCAAACCAUGCUGCACCUGGCCUGCUCGCUGGGUCUUCACCGGUUCGUGGCUGGCCUGCUGGCCAGGGGCGCCAACCCAGACGCCCGUGACAAGGGAGGCUACACACCCCUACACCUCGCGGCGCUCAACAAUCACCCCGAGAUUGUGCGACGCCUGAUUUACGCGGGCGCAGAUCCGAUAAUACGGACGCUGUCGGGCCUGACCGCGGCGGACCUGUCGCAGUCGCGUGAGGUGCUGAAGGCUAUUCGGCGACUGGAGAGACACGUGCGGUCCAGGAGCGGCGGAUCUCUUCAUAGCAGGGCUAGUAGCGCCACAUCGCUGCGGUCUCUUUGGGAGCCACCUUCUACAAAGCCAGUGGCCAAGGAGUACUCGACCGAGGAGUCGGAGAGCACGUCGUCGUCCGGCGAGAGCCCGGAGUACUCGGAGAUGGCAACCGAAGAGGAGGGAGGCGAGGUGGUGGAUCAGGCCGGCGACGCAUGGCUUGACAUGAGGCGGCCAAGCUCAUCACCUCGCGCUCUGGACGGGAGCAGACAAGGGCUCAUGCAGUCGGCGGUUGCUCACGAGGACCCUGCAGCGCCGCCGUCGCCAUCGGCGGCCAUGAUGGCGCUCAGGGAGCAGUUUAGCGCGCAGUUCCAGCACUUGCAGCAGGCCAUGGCUCUGCACAUGCCCGCGCUGCCGCAGAUGCCCAACUUCCCAGUCAUGCCGCCUCUGUCGGAAUACCAGGGCUACCUUAACUCGGCCCCCGUGUUCCAGCGCAUCUCGUCACUUGUGCCCAACAUUGGCGGAGGGGGGAGGCCGGAUGCUGCGGGCGAGCGGCCGACACAAGACGGCAAGUGGUGGGACCUCUCAUCGCUGGUCAACUCUGCGGCGCCGCCACCGGCCUACGAGGAGAUCUUCCCGCAGAAGGACCAGGCGCCGAGGGAGGUGGACUCGGGCCUGGAUACCAAGCAGGCGUCGGCGGCCAUGGCGGCGGCCGAGGCCGAGGCGGACAGCAAAUGCGCAGCCCUCUACGACAACACGGCCGUUUCGUCAGAGGUGGAGCUGGAGGACGACGAGAUGGAGGCGGAAUCGUCGAUGGCAGCAAGGCAGCAACUGCCCGAGCUUCUGCAAAUCGGGCGCAAGAACGCCAUCACCAAGGAGCAGCAGGACAACCUGAGGCGGGCGCACGCCGAGAAACGCAAGGGACUCCGGUCUGAUCGGAACCUGUUUAUGAUCUGGAUCCCCGUGCUCCUCGUCGUGCUCUGCGCCACACUGUACAGCAGAGUCCCGGCCAUCAUCUCGGCCGUAUCCAAGCUGCUGCCCCCUGGGGAUGCUGCGGCAGGAAGCGUUGGUAGGGUCGCCGAGCAGCAGCAGUCGAUGACUAGGCUACUGCAACGUGGCGCCGAGCGUAUGCGUGAAGCCAUGUGA
Messenger RNA from Gaeumannomyces tritici R3-111a-1, 4152 nucleotides. RefSeq names its product ankyrin repeat protein. Lineage: Eukaryota; Fungi; Ascomycota; Sordariomycetes; Magnaporthales; Magnaporthaceae. The record is from RefSeq and is a predicted model, not a curated record. The transcript is spliced from 3 exons. Bases 1 to 4152 code for a protein of 1383 amino acids. Gene Ontology annotation, molecular function: enzyme inhibitor activity; phosphatase regulator activity; protein binding. Gene Ontology annotation, cellular component: cytoplasm.